AUGAAUUUUCAACAAAUUAACAACAGUUUUUGUUCACUUGUUUCGGAAAAAGAUAUUGUUGAAUGUUUUUGCUGCGGUAUUAUAUUGCAUCGUUGGGAAAAAGAAGAUAAUCCAUGGAUUGAACAUUCAAGAUGGAAUCCGAAAUGUGUUUUUGUAUUAUUAUCAAAAGGAAAUCAGUUUGUUGAAAAUGUAGUAAAAAAAUAUGGUUCUAUCGAAUUAGGUAGCUACAGCAAUAUACAAAGUGAAGAUUGUUCAUUUAUGUACGAGUUAUUACAAUUUCAUUUUAAUUCAUUGUCGAACAUGAUAUUACAAGAUUUAGUGAUGUAAUAUAAAAAAAGUUUCUUAAUUUAUUUUAAUUUAUCGUUCUUGUAAAAAAAAAAAAAAAAAA
This is a messenger RNA of Aphis gossypii (cotton aphid), 388 nucleotides long. Its product is annotated as putative inhibitor of apoptosis. NCBI's taxonomy places the organism in Eukaryota, Metazoa, Arthropoda, Insecta, Hemiptera, Aphididae. Gene Ontology annotation, cellular component: cytoplasm; nucleus. The coding region runs from base 1 to 327 and encodes 108 amino acids. Gene Ontology annotation, molecular function: ubiquitin protein ligase activity; cysteine-type endopeptidase inhibitor activity involved in apoptotic process. The transcript is spliced from 4 exons. Gene Ontology annotation, biological process: regulation of cell cycle; positive regulation of protein ubiquitination; negative regulation of apoptotic process. The record is from RefSeq and is a predicted model, not a curated record.